Messenger RNA from Austrofundulus limnaeus, 2301 nucleotides. It is a transcript of the gene plppr2a, whose product is annotated as phospholipid phosphatase related 2a. Gene Ontology annotation, cellular component: plasma membrane. The transcript has 8 exons. The coding region runs from base 457 to 1443 and encodes 328 amino acids. Lineage: Eukaryota; Metazoa; Chordata; Actinopteri; Cyprinodontiformes; Rivulidae. Gene Ontology annotation, molecular function: phosphatidate phosphatase activity. Gene Ontology annotation, biological process: phospholipid dephosphorylation; signal transduction; phospholipid metabolic process. The record is from RefSeq and is a predicted model, not a curated record.
CACACACACACACUCUUUCUUCCCUCACACACAUAUCCCUGCACUCUCUCCCUCUGCUCAGUGUCCUCUCACUGGAUGCAUGAAUCUCAGGCGGUGAUUUCAGCCACUUGAUUUAUUAGUCAUUGCCGGUUGUUGGAACAAGCUAAUUAAGAGGAGACUGAGUGUGUGGACCGAUGGAGACAGAAUCACUGCUGCUGUCGCCUCUUUGACCGUUCUCUCACGCUUCACUUUGGACCAGGAGGAGGCUAAGGAGAGGAGGGGAAAGGAACGAGGGAGCUGGGUGGACAGACAAUUUCAUUCCAAUUUACCAUCAUUUGUUCUGCCAUGGCCAGCAAGUAGGAAUCUGGUGCCGUGGCAAGUAGGAAUCUGGUGCCGUGGCAAGCGACAGCUUGGCUGCAGAGUAUCCAAGGGUAAGGAGACACGAAUCUGGGCUGCUUCAAAGUACCAGAAAGAAGGAUGGCAGUGGAAGAAAAGUCCAAUGUGAAGAACAGCAGCUCCAUCGUUCCCUGCUUCCUGUUUGUGGAGCUGGUGAUCAUGGCUGGGACGGUGCUGCUGGCUUACUACUUCGAGUACACGGACACCUUCCCCGUCCACAUCCAGGGCUUCUUCUGCUAUGACAAGAGCUUCUCUAAGCCCUACCCCGGUCCGGACAACACCAGCAAGAUCCCCCCAGUGCUCAUCUACUCAAUUGUCACGGCCAUCCCUACCCUCACGAUUCUUUUUGGAGAACUGUGCGCUUUCUUCAUCAAGGCAGAGGGAACCCAGGAGAAGACCAUYGUCACUGCAGACUGCUGCUACUUCAACCCCUUACUCAGACGCAUUGUACGCUUCUUAGGUGUGUAUGCCUUCGGUUUGUUCACCACCACCAUUUUUGCCAAUGCCGGCCAGGUGGUGACAGGGAACCAGACGCCUCACUUCUUGUCCGCAUGCCGGCCAAACUACACAGCAUUAGGCUGCCAGUCAACCAUGCAGUACAUCACAGAGCGCCGGGCGUGCACAGGCAACCCACUGAUUGUGAUGUCUGCACGUAAAUCCUUCCCAUCUAAGGAUGCGGCGCUCAGCGUGUACUCCGCACUCUACACAGUGAUGUAUGUGACAUUGGUGUUCAAGACCAAAGGUACACGGCUCACCAAGCCCACCAUCAGCCUUACCCUGCUCUGCCUGGCCAUGCUUGUGGGAGUAGUGAGGGUGGCCGAGUACCGAAACCACUGGGCUGACGUGCUGGCCGGGUUCUUCACAGGAGGAGCCAUUGCUGUGUUCUUGGUGACUUGUGUGAUCAACAACUUCCAGCAGUUUCAAUCCAGCCCACCUCCACAGAGACCCCAACACCCUGAGUCAGUGCUGGGCAUGCCCAUGGUGGCGCUGCCAUGUGUGGAGAGUCCACUCGAAAAGUUAAGUGGCACUCAGACUCCGUGGAGAUCUCCGCGUUCUGAGAUCACAUGACCAUCAGCCCUAUCGGUUCCCCGCCACCCCCGAUGUCCUCAUACCGUCUCGCUCCAUUUCCAGCGAAGUCUAGACCAGCCAGAACAGCCGUCGCCCCGCUGCGCCACCCAUACGUCAGGGCGGCACGCCAGGCUGCACCGCUCCUAUUCUACGCAGGUCUAGAAAUACAGCACAACACCCUGCUGCCCUCCCAAACCCCGGGGAACCGAUAGGAAACUAACCGAAGACUUUUUAUUUACUGGACACCCAGUAAAUACUAUGAACAUUCAAUACAGAGUCAGGAACAUUAAUUUAGUGUUUGACUUUUACUUCUUUUGUACGAAACCAAUCACACGAAGCUCACUUUUACCUUUUUUUUUUUGCGGUGAACUCUGCAAAGAAAUCUACAUCAAACUUUGGCAUCCAGAAACUGUCCUUUUUAGGUAUGAACGAGUUUAAAUUUGAUUGCAAGAGGCAGGUGCUGACUCAUCAAAGUGACUCUGAACUCCCGAGACACAGCUUCGAGGCGCAGGGAGGCUGCCAUGUUGGACCAAAGAAAUCUGCUGCAGGAAACAUGAGCUGCAGAGAUUUUUCCAGACAAACAUCCCUUAAGCAAGCCAUACACACAAAAACACACACACUCACACACAUAGAAACAGGCAUUUUGUUUUUAUUUCCUGUCUGCACUUUCUAUCAUUUCUUCUACACACACUAGGGUGACCAGGUCCAGCAAACUGAGGGACAGAGUGUGUUUUCAUGGGUCAAUAUGGGACAUGUUUAGUGCUAAAAGGUAGUUACCACUUUGAUGUUUAACAAAAAAAACAUAAACUUUCUCAACAGACCACACAGUAUAAAUUAAACUAUUAUUGUAAAAAAAUA